Molecule: messenger RNA, 2234 nt
Organism: Triticum urartu
Lineage: Eukaryota; Viridiplantae; Streptophyta; Magnoliopsida; Poales; Poaceae
Product: protein IQ-DOMAIN 31
Molecular function (GO): protein binding
Source: RefSeq, a predicted model, not a curated record
GCUCCCCUUUUGCGCCUUCGUCUCUCUCGCCACAACCUCUCUCUCUCCUCUGCUCCACGCUACAGAACAGAACAAACAGUAGGAGGAGCGCUCUCCUUCGGCCGCGCGCGUCUGCGUCCGUCCCGCAAUGGAGGCGUGACUCGCGAGCGGUGGUGGGCGCGGAUAGAGGGGGUAGCGGGUGAGCAAUCUGCCGGGAGAGCGCCGACGCCGAGCCCAGCCCAGCCCAGGUCCAGAAUCUCCCGUGGUUGAGCAGUUUUUGUAGGCUACUAUGGGGAAGUCCCCAGCCAAGUGGAUAAAGUCCGUGCUCCUCGGGAAGAAAUCAACAAAAUCCAGUUCUACCAAGGCAAAGGAUCUUCCAGCAGCUGCAAACAGCAACGGAUAUACUGCUGGGAAGGAGCCUGAAUCCUCUGAUAAUUCUCCCCUCAUCUCGGAGCCGGUACUUGUUAGCUCCCACAAUGUGUCGGAAAUUUCUAACUUGCCCAACGGGAGGGCAAUCGAAAACAUGGUUAGAGUUGGGUCCGACACACAAAUUAGUCCAGAGAAACUGAGAGAAGAACUAGCAGCAGUGAAGGCGCAAGCCGCUUUUCGAGGUUACCUGGCACGCAGGGCCUUCCGUGCAUUAAAAGGUAUCAUCAGACUUCAGGCACUGAUCCGAGGGCAUCUUGUAAGGAGGCAGGCUGUUUCAACCCUUCAUGCAACAUGGUUGAUUGUGAAGUUUCAAACUCUAGUUCGUGGAAGAAAUGUUAGACUUUCUAGUGCUGCCAUGCAAUUAGGUGUGAAGUUUGGCCAACAUAAGUAUGGGGGUGACAAGUCAUCUGAUGCAUGGAAGGAGAAGCUAUCUUCACAUCCAUAUGUUCGAAAGCUUCUGUCUUCACCAGUUUUGGUACAAGCUCUUCACGUUCAGUAUGACGAGACGAACCCCAAUUCAGCCAACAACUGGCUGGAGAGAUGGACAAUAAGCUGCAUCUGGAAGCCUGUUUCCAAACCAAAAAUAGUUACUGACGGGAAACCACAAGUAAGGAGGGCCAGUUAUGCCAUGGAAACUCACUCAGCAAAGUUAAAGCGCAAUGUUCGGAAGUCUUCUACUGCCACUGUUGAGACUCAGGCAAAUACCGUUGAACCUGAAAAAUGGAAAAGAAAUCCACGGAAAUACAAUGGCUCACCUGCUGAUUCAGUACCAGACAGCCAGUUAUCUGAACUUGAGAAGGUUAAAAGGAACCUUAAGAAGGCAGCUAACUCCAUGGCUGAAGCCUCUAAGAUAUCUACCAAGGCUGAUGUGUCGAAGGUACCUAAUUCCAUAGCUGAUGAGCUGAAGAUAAUUGGUUCCAUGGCUGAACCAUCAAAAAAAUCCAGCAUACCGAACGGUAUCUCUGACCAUCAAGACAGCGAAUGCGAGAAAGCACUAGAGAGUACACGUGAGGCUCUGUUUCCUCUUGAAACUCAAGAUUCUCACAGUGGCAAUCUUUUGGAAAAUUCAAAUAUAGAUAAGUUGGUACCUGACACAAAAUAUGAUCUAGAAGCAUCACUCUUAGGGGACAAAGUUAAUGAACCCACUACUGUCGCUCAAGCAGAUGAAGUCAUGCCACUGCAGAACCUUGAUAAUGGAUAUGAUAUUAUAGAAAGGAAAGAAGAGACUAGGUCCAAGGAAGAACCUCUGCCUAAUGGAAGCCUUAAAACCAAGAGAAGGUCUUCGUUCUCUAAUUCAGAAUACCCUGAGAGUGGAACCAAGAAUACUCCAGUUCCAUCAAGGAAGCCAAGCUAUAUGGCUCCAACAGAAUCGUUAAAGGCGAAAUUGCGAGGACCACCCAGAUUAGACUCUGAUCUACCAGUGGACAAGAAUGCCUUCACUCGCCGUCAGUCUCUUCCUUCUGCUGCAAACAAUAGAGGAGUCAAAACAGAAUGGAAGCGGUGAAGAGGCUAUCAAGCUUCCACCAUAAGGGUGCAUUAUUGUGGAAGAAAUUUCAAGCUGUAUAAAUUGUUGAUUACUUUAUGAAGUCUGCUGCUGUCUACCUGUCUCUGCCCUUGUUGUUCUGUCUACGUUGUAAACAUAUGUUGUUACGCCCUUUUCGAACUAGCUUGUGGUCAUAUGUUUGGUGCUAUUUUUUCCUCGAGUUACCUUAUAGUUCCUCGGUCUGUGUAUUAAAUGUAUAGCUACUGUUAUUUGGCUCAUUUCUGUUUUGAUGACGACACAACAUAACUGAUUGCAUUAUGAAGCGCCAAAUUACAAGUUUGAA